Molecule: messenger RNA, 1442 nt
Organism: Zingiber officinale
Lineage: Eukaryota; Viridiplantae; Streptophyta; Magnoliopsida; Zingiberales; Zingiberaceae
Exons: 6
Coding region: 312-1442 (376 amino acids)
Source: RefSeq, a predicted model, not a curated record
GAGAUUCGCCGCCACGUGGGAGGAAGCGUCGCCGUCGGGCUUCCGAGUCUUGCUCGAUCGAAGGAUGCGUUCGGGGCGGGACGCCCAAUGCGUCAAAAACCUAUUAAUAACUCGAGUCGCGAGGGGAACGAUGCCUCACCUUCUUCUCAGCCAUCCUCCUCCCUCCUCCACUUCGCCGGGAGUUGAAUAAGAGAAGAGGGCAGGGCAUCGUUGCGAUGCCCAACCUCCAUUUUCGUUGGAUGCAUUCACAUUAGGUGUAGUUUUUCUUCUCCGGCAGCCCGUGUGCAUUUGUUCAAGAAUUGAACAUCACAAUGGGCUCAUGCACAUCAAGGCCAAGCAGCAGACCGAGGUCUCAUAAGUACUCCCAUAGGUCCAGGAAACGAAUUGGAAAGAGUCCGUAUCCACUACCUGAAUUUUCUGUGAGUAAUUUUGUUCAGGUUGAAACUGCUGGAAAAAGACGGCGAAAAUCAGUUAUUUCAAAUUUGAAAUUCCAUCUAACUCAGUUGCAAUGGCAUCACACUCAAAUGGAUAUUCAUGGCAUAUGUCAGGAGGCAUGGUUUGACUCUGCCAGUAUAAUUGAGUCUGACAGUGAUGACGAAUUUAUCAGCGUUGAUGGAGGUAACACACCAACUGAAAAAAAGGAGGCUGAGAUGUUACAAUAUGAAAAUGUUUCACGAGUUGUUGAUGCACUGCGCAAGUUGGAUGAUCGUAGUGGUACUCCAAUGACAUUGGCUGUGGAAGAAUAUCUGAAAAGAGAAGGUAAAAUAGAGAAAAUAUCCUGCAAAGAUGAUGAAAAAGAUGACAAUUGUGCAACUAUCAGACCAUUACAUCAUGAAUUUACUGCUGAUAGUGUCAGUAAGAUGUCAAACGCAGAAGUUUCUACAUGGAAGAAAGGGCUUUUAGUAAAUUCUUAUGGUAGCUUUAAAGGUUUGAAAGACAUACAUGAUACCGAAGAACAAUCAAUUGUGAACAAGAUGCAGUCCCAUUUGAGCAGAUUAGUUUCUUCAUUGAGUUUUAACGAUAAGAUCUAUCAAAUGAGUACUCUUAGUCCAUCACAGCAAACGAGAAAAUCAACUGUUAUCAGGCUUUCUUACUGCAAGAGGGCGUCUUGCGAAGGAGAAGCAACUACAGAGUUCUGUUCCGCUAAGAAAUUCUUAGUUCGUCCAAAAGGAGGGUUAGUGAUUCCAAGAUCCCCAGGGGAGAAGCCAACUGCAGGAUGCUGGUCCUUUCUUGAUCCAUCAACUUUUGAACUUCGUGGAGAAAGCUACUUCAGGGAUAAGAAAAAAUAUCCUGCUCCAAACUAUGCACCAUAUUAUCCAAUCGGUGUUGACCUGUUCAUGUGCCCAAGCAAAGUAAAUCAUAUUGCUCAACAUAUUGAACUUCCCCAAGUCAAGACGCAUGCAAAACUUCCUUCACUUUUGAUUGUUAAUAUUCAGGCAUGA